Messenger RNA from Erythranthe guttata (spotted monkey flower), 1398 nucleotides. RefSeq lists its product as hypothetical. The record is from RefSeq and is a predicted model, not a curated record. NCBI's taxonomy places the organism in Eukaryota, Viridiplantae, Streptophyta, Magnoliopsida, Lamiales, Phrymaceae.
ACGGCCCGCAUUGUUCUUGGGCCCACACGUGUGUGCUGGCCGAGGAAAAUCAAAUUGCCACGUGACAAUUGUCUAAUGAAUAUUCAAUAAUCAAACACCAUCUCCCCAAGAAAAAGUGAAAAAGGGUCGUAAUACAUACAUAAAACGACAAAUUUACAGACAAUAUGCCACGAAUCUUCCCUCCAUUUGCAUGCACUAUUUAUACAACGUGAAAAAGCCCAUCACCACAAAAUAUCAUCACCUAAUUCUUUGUUUCUCUCUCUCUUCUUUCUCUCUCUAGAAUUAGAAACUUCCAAAUUAACCAACAACAACAAUGGCUGCAACUAGGCUGCUAAGAAUGUCUAAACCAAUAGGUCUAAUUGGCGUUACCAAUGAAGCUGUUUCAUUAAUGGUUUCUAGGCCUAGGUCAUUAAUGUGUCUCAACAAAGUAGGGCUGAGUUCCGAGAAUCCACCGGCCGGUGGCGGUGGAGAGAGGAAACCGGUGGCGGCAAAGGCGGCCGGACGUGCUUCAUCGUCUUGCCUACUCGUUUCGGAACCGAAGACGGAUAAAGGAAUAAUAGAUUUGAACUUGAUAUUGUCAUACGUUGCUAGUGUAAUGUCUCGUUGGAUGAAAUUCGUCACGAAACGAAGGGUGUACCGGAGGUUUCAUCUGCAGAUGUUUGUCGAGAAGGCUAUAGUUGAUUGUAGAUUCUUAACACUACUAGGGGUUGCUGGAUCUCUGCUUGGUUCAGUGCUCUGCUUUGUUGAGGGGUGUUUUCUGAUUAUGGAGUCAUAUUUUCAAUAUUUUCAUUCGAUUUCGCAAAUGUUGGACCAAGGACAUGUCGUGAUCCUACUACUCGAAGCCCUCGAUAUGUUCCUAAUGGGCACAGCAAUGCUUACUUUCGGAAUGGCUUUACACGUAAUGUUUGUCGGACAAGAAAAUCGCAAAGGCAAAGGAUCGAACCAUUCAAAUUCAACUUCAUCCAUGAAUUACAAUCUCGAUAAACUGUCGUCGUGGAUAGGAAUGGAAUCUGCCGUGCAAGCAAAGUCGAAAAUCGGGCAUGCUGUAAUAAUGAUUCUUCAAGUACAAGUGUUGGAGAAGUUCAAGAGCAUACCGGUGACUAACGGUGUGGAUCUUGCCUACAUGGCGGGUGCCGUUUUUCUAUCCGCUGCUUCUGUUUUCCUUCUCUCUAGAAUUGCUGUUUCUCAUGCUGUGACCGAAAUAUAAAUACGGGAUGUAUCGUAAAUUCGUUUAUUCAAUUGGGUACAGUUUCUAGACACACAAGUAACAUAUAGUUCGUGCUGUAUAGAAAGUAAAGAAGGGCUGUUGUAAUAUUCAGUAUAAUUAAGACAUUCUUUUAUUCUUCGAUUUUUGUAAUUUGCUGCAGUGCUUCAUGUUAUAUAGAUUUUUUGUUUUUA